AUGGCUGAACGCAGACCUAGUACUUCUUAUUCCCCCUCGGUAAUACCACCGUUGGCCGGAUUGGAAAAACCUCAGGAUCAGUACCUCAAGAUUGAUAAUUGUGACGUUUUGAUUUUAGGAACGGGAUUACAGGAAAGUGUAUUAGCAGCGGCACUCUCAUGGCAAGGUACUUCGGUUUUACAUAUCGACAACAAGCAGUAUUAUGGUGAUUCGAGUUCGACUUUGACAAUCGACCAAUUAAAAAAAUGGUGUGCUGAUGUCAACCAGAACAAGAUUCCUCAUUUUCAAGAUGCACAAAUUUAUAUACCUGGUGGGAAAUUGAACAAUCAGUACAAGUCCAAGGAUUAUGGUAUUGAUUUGACGCCAAAGAUUAUGUUUUGUCAAUCAGACCUUUUGAGUUUAUUAGUGAAAUCUCGUGUUUACCGUUAUUUGGAGUUUCAGUCAUUAUCCAAUUUCCACGUUUUUGAAAAUGACGAUUUCCAGCAAAAGAUCAACUCUACCACAAAGGAAGAUAUUUUCAUAGACAAGUCCUUGUCGUUGAAAACCAAAAGAUACUUGAUGAAGUUUCUAAAGUUUAUACUUUUGGACCCGGAUUACAAGCAAAAAAUUAAGCCAUAUGCCACACAACCUGUUCAAAAGUUUCUAAGAGACGAGUUCAAGCUUGAAGAUCCUCAGAUUAACGAAUUGGUGUUCUCUAUCGGUUUGAGCUACAAGGAACAAAUAAAUACCAAAGAAGCAUUUAUCAAGAUCAAAAGGUUUCUUUCAUCGUUUGAUGUUUAUGGCAAGUUUCCUUGUAUGGUGUCCAAGUAUGGUGGACCUGGGGAAUUGGCGCAAGGAUUUUGUCGAAGUGCCGCAGUUGCAGGUACAACUUACAAGUUGAACACCAGCUUAAUUGAUUUCGACCCAGAAUUAAAGAUUGCUCAUUUUAAUGAUGGCUCACACAUAAAGAUUAAUGAGAAAGUUGUAAUUUCGCCAACUCAAAUGCCCAAGUUUCUACAAUCAAGUUAUAAUCAAGCUACGGAGAAUUUGCAGCCACAUUAUGUAACUAGAUUGAUUACAGUUGUAAGGCGUGAUUGUAAAGAAUGGAUGUCUUCAAAUGAGUCACUGGCCAUCGUGGUAUUCCCGCCUCAUUCUUUACCUACAAACAACGAAUAUUCGGUUCAAGUUAUAAUCCAAAAUGGCGGGACUGGCUUGUGUCCCGAGGGACAGUCAAUUUGGUUUAGCCAAACUGUUGAGCAAGAUUUGAACCGAGCAAAAAGUGAUCUUGAGUCAGCUUACUCGAAAAUGGAGUUGUCUUUACUUAGGGAAUCUUGUAAUAAUAUUGAUGGAAUAUUGGAUGAAACAGAUUUUGUUAUGAGUGCACAAGGAACACCUGUUUUGGCCAAUUCAUUUAAAUUGGGCUCUCAUUUGCAGAAUUUCGUGCCAAAAGAAACUGUUGAAAUUGUAUGCAAAGUAGGUUACAUUGAACAAACUUUUGUUGCGAGCGAUUUGUCGAAUAUUUUCAAACCUACAAGUAAGAAUAACAUUGUGUUGAAGGAUAUUCCCGAUGCAAAGAACGAAAUCAUAUUCACCAAUAUGCCUAGUGCAGAAUUAUCAUAUGACGGAAUUAUUACAGACGUGAAGUCAAUAUACCAGCAAAUCACAGGUACAACGGAUGACUUUUUUGACGUAGAUUUUGAAGAUGAAGAGGAUGAGUAUGAUAGAGUUAAUCAGCCUGAUAUACAACAAAAGACGACCUCAUCCUCGGUUGCUGGAGGUAUAGUUGGAGGAGGAUCUGGAACCAAUUUGGCAGCUUUAAGAGAGCUGCGAAAUGGUAACAUGAGUGAAAAUGCAAUUGAUACCGAUGAAGAAGACAUGGAAGACAGCCACGAACCAUUUGGUGCCGAAACCAUGGAGUUGUAA
Molecule: messenger RNA, 1902 nt
Organism: Lodderomyces oxycetoniae
Lineage: Eukaryota; Fungi; Ascomycota; Pichiomycetes; Serinales; Debaryomycetaceae
Product: GTPase-activating protein
Exons: 1
Coding region: 1-1902 (633 amino acids)
Biological process (GO): protein geranylgeranylation; vesicle-mediated transport; small GTPase-mediated signal transduction
Cellular component (GO): cytoplasm; Rab-protein geranylgeranyltransferase complex; nucleus
Molecular function (GO): GDP-dissociation inhibitor activity
Source: RefSeq, a predicted model, not a curated record